Molecule: messenger RNA, 5274 nt
Organism: Alternaria triticimaculans
Lineage: Eukaryota; Fungi; Ascomycota; Dothideomycetes; Pleosporales; Pleosporaceae
Exons: 8
Coding region: 1-5274 (1757 amino acids)
Biological process (GO): carbohydrate metabolic process
Cellular component (GO): vacuole
Molecular function (GO): beta-galactosidase activity
Source: RefSeq, a predicted model, not a curated record
AUGAAGAGCUUCUCAAAGCUUGCAGGCGCGGUUGCGCUGGGAUGUUUUGCGGUUGAGACUGCGGCGAGGGCUGUGGGGUAUUCGCCUCAGCAGUGGAUUAAGCCGUAUAAGAGAGAGGCUUUGCAAGAUAUUGUCACAUGGGAUGAAGACUCGCUCUUCGUACAUGGCGAACGCAUCUUCUUGUACUCUGGCGAGGUUCACCCGUACAGAUUACCGGUGCCUGAUCUCUACUCCGAUGUCUUCCAGAAGAUCAAGGCUCUUGGAUACAAUGGUGUUUCAUUUUACGUGGACUGGGCGCUGCUUGAAGGCAAGCCCGGUGUUUACCGCGAAGAGGGUGUCUUUGACCUGAAGCCUUUCUUCGACGCUGCACAGGAAGCUGGCAUUUACCUCAUCGCCAGACCAGGCCCUUACAUUAAUGCGGAGGUAUCUGGUGGAGGCUUCCCCGGAUGGAUUCAGAGAGUCAAUGGCACGCUGAGAACGCGUGCGCCUGACUUUCUGGAGGCGACCGACAACUACAUGAAGAAUGUGUUAGCGACAAUUGCGCCUGCGCAAAUCACCAACGGCGGACCAAUCAUUCUCGUUCAGCCCGAGAAUGAGUACACACAAGCCACUUCGGCUAUCAAGCCUUUCCCGGAUCCGGUCUACAUGCAAUACGUCGAAGAUCAGAUUCGCGACGCCGGUAUUAUCGUGCCUUUGAUCAGCAACGACGCCUCCGCUAAGGGCAACAACGCGCCCGGUCAACCUGCAGCUGUUGACAUCUACGGCCACGAUGGAUAUCCUCUUGGGUUCGACUGUGCCAACCCAACCACAUGGCCAGAUGGCAAUCUUCCAACAAACUGGCAUCAACUUCACGAGCAGCAGAGCCCCACUACGCCUUACUCCAUCGUUGAGUUCCAGUCUGGCAGUUUUGACCCUUGGGGUGGACCCGGUUUCGACAAGUGCGGCAUUCUGGUGGGCGCAGAGUUCAACCGUGUCUUCUACAAGCAACUUUACAGCUUCGGUGUCACCAUCUUGAACUUGUACAUGACUUACGGUGGCACCAACUGGGGCAACCUUGGUCACCCAGGUGGCUACACCAGCUACGACUACGCUGCACCGAUCAAGGAGGACCGUCAAGUCGACCGCGCGAAGUACUCCGAGCUAAAGCUCCAGGCAAACUUCUUCAAGGUCAGCCCUGCGUACCUCACGGCUGCACGUGGCAAUGCUUCGACUUCCAAGUGGACUACCAGCAGUGACCUUAGCGUUACUCCCGCUACCAACGAGAAGACGACAUUCUACUUCGUCAGGCAUUCCAAGUACAACUCGCUAGAUUCCACAACCUACAAGCUCAACGUUGCAACGUCGGCAUUGGGCAACAUUACUGUACCCCAAAUGAACGGCACUUGGUUGACGCUGAACGGCCGCGAUUCCAAAAUCCACGUCAGCGACUACGAUAUUGGCGGCACUACCCUCGUCUACUCUACCGCCGAAGUCUUCACUUGGCACAAGUAUGAAGACAAGACUGUGGUGGUUGUAUACGGUGGACCUGGAGAGACUCACGAGUUGGCCCUCGCUGCUACUGGACUGGAAGUCGUCGAAGGCGAUGUCAAGAGCAUGACUACUAGCGGAGUCACAGUCUUGAACUUCAAGGCUGAUGGAGGUAGAAAGGUGGCAAUGGUUGGAGCUGACAGCCCUAUCUACGUCUACAUGGUCGACCGCGUCGAAGCCUUCAACUACUGGGCCGUCGAUCAGGCACCCCACGACUCGUCCAAUCCUGUCAUUCUUAAGGCAGGCUACCUGAUGCGCACUGCCAAGGUCACUGGCGACACACUCGCUCUCACUGGUGAUCUCAAUGCUACCACCACUGUCGAGGUCCUUGGUGGCGCAUCAUCUGAUGUGUCUAAGAUGACUUUCAACGGCCAGGAUGUCGACUUCACCACUUCCGAGCAAGGAACCUUGUGCGCCGACAUCGAAUUCGCCAAGCCAGAUGUCAGCCUGCCCAAGCUCAGCGAACUCGAGUGGAAGUAUGUCGACUCGCUUCCUGAGAUUCAACCUGGAUACGAUGACAGCGAGUGGACUGCGGCCGAUCUGGAGAAGACGUACAACUCUCUGCGUCCCCUUGAUACCCCUGUUUCGCUCUACAGCUCCGACUACGGCUACCACACCGGCACACUCCUGUUCCGCGGUACAUUCACCGCAUCUGGAAACGAAACAGCCUUUAACCUUACCACCCAAGGUGGCUCAGCGUUCGGCUCAUCCGCUUGGAUCGGCGACCAGUUCCUCGGUUCAUGGCGCGGAUACGACGCAGCCCUGAACGGAAGCGCCACCUUCGCCAUGCCCAACUUGACCAAGGGAAAGAAAUACACCAUCACGGUCGUAGUCGACAACCAGGGCCUCGACGAGAACUGGACCAUCGGCACCGAGACGAUGAAGAACCCGCGCGGUAUCCUAGACUACAAGCUAUCCGGCCACGACGCCUCCGACAUCAGCUGGAAGCUCACCGGUAACCUGGGUGGAGAAGAUUACCGCGACAUCUCGCGCGGUCCCCUCAACGAAGGCGGUCUCUUCGUCGAGCGCCAGGGUCUACAUCUCCCCGGUGCUCUCUCCGCCACCGACGCUAAAUGGACUGCUUCCGCCGGCCCCGUAGCCGACGGCAUCUCCGCUCCUGGAAUCGGGUUCUUCGCCACGGAAUUCGAUCUCAACAUGCCGGCUGGCUAUGAUAUCCCGCUCAGUUUCACUUUCACCAACGGCACUUCUUCUGGCAACAGUAGCAGCAGUGGCUCCAGUGUUCCUGCGUAUCGCGUCCAGCUUUAUGUUAAUGGCUGGCAGUAUGGUAAAUACGUUAGUAAUGUUGGACCGCAGGUCAAGUUCCCUGUUACGGAGGGUAUUCUCAACUACAACGGAACGAACUACCUGGGUGUCUCGCUUUGGGGACUUGAUGGUGGGGCGACGAAGGUGGAGGGAUUGGAGUUGGAGGUUGAUGCGGAGAUUUGGAGUGGGAUGAAGAAGGUGGGAACUGUGAUGGGGAUGGACGUCGGUAACCCCCGCGGCAGAACGAGCUUCCUCGAUUUACCGGGAGAGUUGCGCAAUACCGUCUAUCAGCACUUCAUCGACGAUCUUAAGGACCAGCCGGAUUCACUACCACCCGGCUCUACUUUAAGUCAAAGGCGCAGGCUCAGUCAAUUUGGAUGGUCGGAUGGCCAUGCUUUAAACCUGGCCUCUGUACACAGACAGAUACAUGCUGAGUUUAUGACCUUAUACCUACACCAGGUGUACCACAGCGGAAGUCGGCUUUCGUUCAAUCAGUUCGACUACUUCCUCGACUUAUUCUUCGGUCAAAGUCUCAACUCAGGUCUAAAGGACGUUUCAUAUCAGUUUGAGGUUCAGUUGGGCGCUGCUGGGGACUAUCAAGAGGCUGAUUGGUCGCUCGACUUGCUGAAAGCUGUCUCGAUCAUGCGUCAUCACCCGUUGAACAGCAUUGCAUGGAAUCUGGUAGACAGCUUUAGGGAAACGACAUUCGACGAUUCAGGGGUGGCGUACACCGUGUCAGCCCUGAAGGACAUGGAUGUCCAACUAUUCGGGAACUUGAAUUCCGUCAUGCUCUACUUGAACAAAUAUAUCGAAUCCAACCAUUUCGGUAGGACCGAAAUAGAGGCUGAAAUGCCUUGUAUGCUGAAGAGAGGUGCGACUAAGCAAGAUGUCAACAGCAUCAAGUCGUUGUUGUACCCUACCAGAUGCAGAGGUAUUGAAGUGGAGAUUAGUUGGGAGGGCAGCUUUCGGGGCUGUAGAGACAAGGGUGGCGGGAAGUCGCUUCUGGACCUUUCCGGAGAGCUUCGCAAUGCCGUCUAUAACCACUUCAUCGACCUCGAUCCUACAGUCGGCGAAGCUACCGCACUAGCGCGUUCAAGCCAGCAGAUUCGCGCUGAGUUUGGCUCGCUGUGUCUGGCAUCAGGGCACUUCGCAAUCCCUACGGAACAAGUCGACAGCUUCCUACACGUUUUCUUCCCUCGUCACUUCGACUUGGAACCGCGAGUCAAUGGUUCCCUCACCGACCUGUCCUUCGACUGGUUAGAAUCGCAAGACUGGUUGAUCGGCCUACUGGAAUUGGUCACGAUCAUGCAUCGAUACCCUCUACUCAAGAUCUCAUGGUUCAAAGAUAUCACCACGAUCAUUUCCAUUCUGGAAAGCAUGGACACUCGAAAGUUCGAAAAGAUAACAUCAGUGAAGUAUUUCAUACACUCAUUUUCUAACAACCGCUCGAAUUGCUGCGCUUACCUUUGGGUCACAUUGAAGAGGAAAACAGAUCCUUCUAGGCUGGGACUCAGCCGCAAAUACGGAAUAAUCAACGUCUGUUUUGCUUGGGAAUUAGGUUUAGACGGUGAAGAAGAGACUCCAGAAAGCUCAAGUGGGGACGAGGAUGGCUCAGACAGUGAGGAAGAGAGUUCAGACGAUGGAGAUGAUAACGAGGAUAACGAGGAUGGCGAUGAAGACGCUCCAGACAGCAGCGAAGGCGCUGUGGAAAAGCUACGCAACACCUUCUACCAGCACUUCAUCGAUCUCAGCCCAUCAACCAGCGAUGCUGCCAACCUCGCCUGCGUCAAUCAGCAGGUCCACGCGGAGUUCACGACGCUGUAUUUGAGCCGGUUAUAUCAAGGCACAACCGGGGUUCCAUUCGAGCACGUGCCGUUCUUCCUUCACUUCUUCUUCGUUCAGUACCCCGACGCGGCUCCCAAGACCGUGCUCUACAAGUUCAACGUGGGACUCGGACUGCCAGGGCCCAAAAGCAUCGAUGGCGAUCUGACUCCAUGUUGGUCAAUGGACCUGCUCAAGGUCGUGUCGGUCAUGCGCAAAUACCCUCUGAUCGAAGUGGUCUGGGACCUGGGCGCGGGCAUGGGUCGCUACUCCGCCGUGUCGUUCGAUGACACAGACAUUGCCCACGCCGUUACCAAUCUGAGAUGUAUGAGUGCCGAAAAUUUCAGCAAGCUGUCUUUUGUCAGGCUCACUUUGUCCGAAUCGCCGAAGGAAUUACACAGCUUCCAGCCAUUCCGGGUCGUGACCGGCCCCGCCCUAGACGCUAGCCUUAUGAUCGAGUUGAACAAGAACGUGGCAGAUAGUUUCUUGGAUAAUUUCGAUACCAAUUGCGGAGGCAUCGAUGUAGAGCUUGUGUUGGAAGACAGUGUGGACAGUGAUGACGAGAGUUUAGAUGGCGAGGAAGACAAUGCAGAUGACGGUCACAACGACUCAGAGAGCGAAGAUCAGGUGCUUCCAGACUUAGGAGACUUGAUUAUAUUCUGA